This is a messenger RNA of Lactuca saligna, 1518 nucleotides long. The record is from the annotation of a GenBank genome assembly. Lineage: Eukaryota; Viridiplantae; Streptophyta; Magnoliopsida; Asterales; Asteraceae.
AUGGAACUCGCCGCCGGUAAAUCCGGCUUCCUCCGAAACGUUGUGGUUCGCUUUUUGUUAUUUUCCCUUCUCGUCGUUGGCGUCCGAUUUGCUUAUGUCAUUACCAUCAGAGGCGAAUCCUGCAGCUUCGGCGAUGAUUUCUGUUUCUUCUCUUCAACCUCGCCGGAAAAUCAAAACCUGGUCACCGCAGCCGGAGGACACCUUGACUCAUCCUCUUCCGUGACCCUCAACCCUAUCGCCGCCGCCACGCCAGAGGUCCACAAACGUGUGAUGUUUUAUAUCACCGUGUUUCAGGAUCUGAUCGUCGAUGGGUUCCUUUCGACAAAAUCGAAAUCUCUCUGUGUCGAAACACCCGUCGGUGAAGACGUGUAUGCUCUAAAAGAGAUCGGCGUCGAUGAUUCCGUCGGAAUCUACAAAAAAGCAUCGAAACCUUUAGUAAUCAAUGGGUUAGGGCAUAAGCAUCCUUUUAAGGACAACACAUUCGAUUUUAUAUUUUCCGGUAACGGAGCUUUGGACAGAUCUGACAAGGCGGCGGAGUUCGCGGCGGAGGUUGGACGGACGCUUAAACCCGAAGGGUAUGCCGUCAUCCACACUUCUUCCAUAGAUACAUAUAGUUUCAAUUCUUUCAUUCGUUUAUUCAAUUGUUGCAAGUUCGUACAUUCUCGUCAUAUGGAUGGAUUCGAUCCUGAUAUGCCCCACAUUCAUGAAAUCGUAAUGAAGAAGAUAGUCGACAUCAAAAUUAGGGAAAAAACCGAUAGUAGUGUAAGCAAUCGGUGCUCAGUUCCUGGGUAUAAACAAGAUCUGUUAAAGAAAGCCGAGCCUCUGAUUGAAACAGAACCACUGAAACCAUGGAUUACCCUGAAGAGAAACAUCGAAAACGUCAAAUACCUUCCAUCAAUGGCGGACAUCAAUUUCAAACAAAGGUACGUGUAUGUAGACGUGGGAGCUCGUAGCUAUGGCUCCAGUAUUGUUAGCUGGUUCAAAAAACAGUACCCAAAACAAAACAAAACCUUCGACAUAUACGCCAUUGAAGCAGAUAAGCAUUUCCACGAUCAAUACCAAUCCAAAAAAGGCGUCAAAUUACUACCCUACGCUGCCUGGGUGAAGAACGAGAGCUUGGUUUUCGAGAUUAACCAAACCCCAGGUGAUGAAAACGUUGAGAAAGGAAGAGGAAUGGGUAGGAUUCAGCCUGUGAAAUCUGGUGGUGGGAUUGUGGGCUCUGUUGAUGUUAUUCAAGGGUUUGAUUUUGCAAAUUGGUUGAAGAACACAGUGACAGAGAAAGAUUUUGUGGUGAUGAAGAUGGAUGUUGAAGGAACUGAAUUCGAUUUGAUCCCAAAAUUGAUUGAAACAGGUGCGAUUUGUUUGAUUGAUGAAGUGUUUCUUGAAUGCCAUUACAAUCGGUGGCAGAAAUGUUGCCCAGGUGUGAGGAGUCCAAAGUAUCAGAAGACGUAUGGGCAGUGUUUAGAUCUGUUUAAAUCUUUGAGACAACGUGGUGUUCUUGUUCAUCAAUGGUGGUGA